AUGUCUCUCUCCGACGCUCUAUCUUUGGCUUACCAAAGAUACACGGAGACACAGGAAUACCAGAUGUGGCAAGAGAGCCCACUCACAAGGUGGACGGGUAGUCCACCAUGGGCGGAUCCUUUCGCGAAAGCUGUUGAUGAUCGUGAGGCACUGAUUGAAGGGUUUCCGCAUCUAGAGCGCUCGAUAAACAGGGACUUCCGUUACGAUUGGGGAGACUUCGAAGCCCUAUCAUACACGUGGGGAAUUCAAGCCUCUAGGAGAAAAUGCUGCCUCAACGGGAGCAUUAUUGAAGUACCUGCCAACCUCGAAGAAGCCUUGCAUGCUCUUUGCGCCCUUGAGGAGAGGGAAUGAAAUACUGGAUCGACGCUCUUUGAAACGACGAUACCGAAAGGAACCACCAAGUCAAAAGAAUGUUAGAAAUUUACAGAAGUGCCCGUUGCGUCAUAGUCUGGCUUGGUACGUCUGGCCUUUACCAAGAUGGAAUGGCAGUGGGCGUCAUGAAAGCCACCUCUAUACGCCUAGAUCGAGCGAGCCACAGUUUCCGCCCGCACUUAGAUCCAUCGCGGUUGAGCAAAGAAGAAUUGAUAGCUUUCUUCGCUCUUAUUACUCGACCUUAUUGGGCAAGAUUGUGGAUCAUUCAGGAACUAUCUGCGAAUCAUAGGUCG
Molecule: messenger RNA, 665 nt
Organism: Mytilinidion resinicola
Lineage: Eukaryota; Fungi; Ascomycota; Dothideomycetes; Mytilinidiales; Mytilinidiaceae
Exons: 1
Coding region: 1-351 (116 amino acids)
Source: RefSeq, a predicted model, not a curated record